Pyrgilauda ruficollis (rufous-necked snowfinch) is the source of this 1796-nucleotide messenger RNA. RefSeq names its product tryptophan hydroxylase 1 (gene TPH1). The record is from RefSeq and is a predicted model, not a curated record. Gene Ontology annotation, molecular function: iron ion binding; tryptophan 5-monooxygenase activity. The coding region runs from base 10 to 1347 and encodes 445 amino acids. NCBI's taxonomy places the organism in Eukaryota, Metazoa, Chordata, Aves, Passeriformes, Passeridae. Gene Ontology annotation, cellular component: neuron projection. Gene Ontology annotation, biological process: aromatic amino acid metabolic process; serotonin biosynthetic process. The transcript has 10 exons.
UCAGCUUACAUGAUGAUUGAAGAUAACAAAGAAAAUGAAGACCAUGCAUCUGAAAGAGGAAGGACAGCCAUCAUUUUUUCCUUGAAGAAUGAAGUUGGAGGACUUGUAAAAGCAUUAAAACUCUUUCAGGAGAAGCAUGUAAAUCUGGUACACAUUGAGUCACGGAAGUCCAAGAGACGAAAUUCUGAGUUCGAGAUCUUCGUGGACUGUGACAGUAACAGGGAACAACUGAACGAGAUUUUCCAGCUCCUGAAAUCCCACGUCAACGUCGUCUCUGUGAGCCCAACAGAGCAUUUCAAUCUCCAGGGAGAUGGCAUGGAGAACGUUCCCUGGUUUCCAAAGAAGAUCUCAGAUUUGGAUAAGUGUGCAAACCGGGUGCUGAUGUACGGCUCUGACUUGGAUGCCGACCAUCCCGGUUUCAAAGACAACGUUUAUCGCAAGAGGCGAAAGUAUUUUGCAGACCUGGCUAUGAACUACAAACAUGGUGACCCAAUUCCCAAGAUUGAAUUCACUGAGGAGGAGAUCAAGACUUGGGGGACUGUGUACCGAGAGCUUAACAAUCUUUACCCAACUUAUGCCUGCAGAGAGUACCUGAAAAACCUGCCCUUGCUCACCAAACACUGUGGGUACAGGGAAGACAAUAUCCCCCAGCUGGAAGAUGUGUCCCGCUUCCUGAAAGAGCGCACAGGCUUCACCAUUCGCCCCGUGGCUGGAUAUCUGUCACCCAGAGACUUCUUGGCAGGAUUGGCAUUCCGAGUUUUUCACUGCACUCAAUAUGUCAGGCACAGCUCGGACCCUCUCUAUACACCAGAGCCUGAUACUUGCCAUGAACUCCUAGGCCAUGUCCCUCUUUUGGCUGAACCCAGUUUUGCUCAGUUCUCCCAGGAAAUUGGUCUUGCAUCACUUGGGGCAUCAGAUGAGGCUGUCCAAAAACUGGCAACAUGCUACUUCUUCACGGUAGAGUUUGGCUUGUGCAAGCAAGAGGGGCAGCUACGAGUUUAUGGGGCUGGCUUGCUCUCUUCCAUUAGUGAGCUCAAGCACGCACUCUCUGACAGCGCCAAAGUCAAACCUUUUGAUCCAAAGGUCACCUGCAAGCAAGAAUGUGUCAUUACAACUUUCCAGGAGGUUUACUAUGUUUCUGAAAGUUUUGAAGAAGCAAAGGAAAAGAUGAGAGAGUUUGCAAAAACCAUCAAGCGCCCCUUUGGGGUGAAGUACAACCCCUACACUCAGAGUGUGCAGGUCCUGAAGGACACGAAGAGCAUCGCCAGCGUGGUGAAUGAGCUGCGCCACGAGCUGGACAUUGUCAGUGAUGCCCUCAGCAAGAUGGGCAAGCAGCUGGAAGUGUAACACCCUGCCAGCCCUGGGCUGCAAGCCAGUUCUUCCCUUUUCCCCACUGAUUUCUUUCUAGGCAUAUCAUGUGUUGCAUGCAGAUCUCACUCCUUUGCACAUGGAAGAGUGAAUGGCCCAUAAGAAUAUAACAAUUUUAUCUUGUUGCUCUCUGUAAAUUUCCUCACAUAAAUGCAUUCCUCCAUCCCCCUUAGGUAAAAAAAGGUUGAGUUGCCUUUUAGAAGCUUGUAGGGGAAUGGAGAAAAUGUUAGACGGGAGAAAAAGUGUGGUCUGUGGAUGAGGGCUGGGAUCAGAUGCUGCAGGAAGUGGUUUAUGAGGCAAAAAUGGAGAAAUUCACCCUAGGGAGAAUUCAAUUUCUGACUCCAGCAGUCUACGCUACUGACUGUAUAGUGCUGAAGACUUCACAGUGUAGAAGCUGUGGUAAUUCAGUGUUUCAAAGCCUGUGCUAC